This is a messenger RNA of Hippopotamus amphibius kiboko, 5364 nucleotides long. It is a transcript of the gene LIN54, whose product is annotated as lin-54 DREAM MuvB core complex component. Gene Ontology annotation, biological process: regulation of DNA-templated transcription. Lineage: Eukaryota; Metazoa; Chordata; Mammalia; Artiodactyla; Hippopotamidae. The transcript has 14 exons. The coding region runs from base 1281 to 3527 and encodes 748 amino acids. Gene Ontology annotation, cellular component: nucleus. The record is from RefSeq and is a predicted model, not a curated record.
CUUCUGCCUUUCUUUUCGUAAACUAACUUGUAAAAAAGACAGUAGAGUGGCUCUGUUCGAAACCUUGAAAUUCAAUUUGCUCAUUUCAGGCAGGUCUUUUAGAGCUUAUGCUGUAGUUGAAUGGUAGGUAUAGAACUCAGCUUUUAAAUGGGUGGUUAUCAAAUCUGAAAUUAACAAAGGUAGCCAACGUAGUUUUUUUUAAAAAUUCUGUACCCGUCAGAAGCCUUGCAGCUUAUGUUUUCUUGAUAUUUCCUUGAUGAUUAAAAUAUGGGUAUAUUCUCUUUUAGUUAUUUAUUAAACUGCAUGAUGAGAGGAGCUGGUGGAGCUGGGUAGGUAACUCUAGGGUCUUGUUCUAAAGCAAGCUGCUUAUUUUCACUGUAUCAAAUACAUACAUCAGUGGCAGAUUUUAUUCUUAAUUUGGUGACUUAGAUUCUAAAGACAUUUGGCAAAGGAUUUUAACUUAGAAUUUUAAUUACUGUAUUUCAGAAAUUAUUCACUUAUGAAUAGGUUCAGUACAUUUCAAACGUAGUUGUACUUUGACAUAUUAAACAAAUGACAAACGAACUGGAAGUCACAGUGUUUAUGGACAGAAAUGAUCAGACGAAAUUAAGUGGAAAAUAGUUCAGAACUUUAUUUUGAAAACUAGACGUUUUGACCACAGUAUCUGCCUGAGAAUCAAUGCCUGUAAUUUACAAAUGUAUCUGAGAGGUCGGACUUGCAGCUGGAAAUAGCUCAUUCUGUCAAAAGUAGUGCUGACGGUGGAGGAAAAUGUCAGAGCUGGUGCAUGACGUUAAAGGUCUUGAUCCUGUUUUUAGUGUCCGAGAUGGACAGUGAAUAAAAGGCAUUCCAUCAUCUCUCAAGUUGCUUUCCUGAAAAUAAAAGAGUUUGGGCUCUUUAUUGUCCUUCUGCCCCCUUUCGCAUGUUUUCUGCUCUUCAGACAAAAAUGUGCCCGACUCGGGACCCCGCAGGUAGCGCGACUUGCUUUCGCCUUGCUUACCGGGCCCGCAGGAGCACCAUCUUUCGUGGCCGGGUGAAAGGUCUCGGCGUGGGCUGUGUGUGCAUGUGUAUCUCCCCGAGCAUUUGAAGGAUCCCUGUAGCGCUCCAGUUCGGGCAGACUGGGGAAGGAAACGGCUGGCCGGAGCUACCGUGCACAGGCAAAACAAGCACCGCCCGGGCUCGAAAUUGCCCGGGACCUUCUGGAGCCCCCGCCUCGGAGCCGGAGGGAGGAGAAAGCGGCAGCCGCCGGAGUGCCUGAUCAGCUUUCUAGCAGGAGAACGAUCAUGGAGGUGGUGCCAGCUGAGGUGAAUAGUUUGCUUCCAGAGGAGAUAAUGGACACUGGUAUAACUUUAGUGGAUGAUGAUAGUAUUGAGGCUGUUAUUGUUUCAUCCCCAAUUCCCAUGGAGACAGAACUGGAAGAGAUUGUCAACAUAAAUUCUACUGGUGACUCUACAGCCACGCCCAUUUCCACGGAACCAAUCACAGUGUACAGUAACCACACUAACCAAGUUGCAGUGAAUACCACAAUUACUAAAGCAGAUUCUAAUACCACAGUGAAACCAGCUUUUCCAAGUGGCCUUCAAAAACUUGGUGCUCAGACUCCUGUGACUAUAUCAGCCAAUCAGAUUAUUUUAAACAAAGUAUCACAGACAUCUGAUCUUAAACUUGGCAAUCAGACCCUUAAACCAGAUGGACAGAAGUUAAUUUUAACAACUUUGGGCAAGUCUGGUUCACCAAUUGUUUUAGCACUACCCCAUAGCCAACCCCAGGCUCAGAAAGUUACAACUCAGGCCCAGUCAGGAGAUGCUAAGUUACCACCGCAGCAAAUUAAAGUAGUUACCAUUGGAGGGAGGCCAGAGGUGAAACCUGUCAUUGGUGUCUCAGCAUUGACCCCAGGAAGUCAACUGAUUAAUACUACAACUCAGCCCUCUGUGUUACAGACCCAACAGUUAAAAACAGUACAGAUUGCUAAGAAGCCGCGAACACCAACCUCUGGUCCAGUAAUCACGAAGCUGAUCUUUGCAAAACCAAUUAAUAGUAAAGCAGUUACAGGACAGACAACUCAAGUAUCACCACCAGUCAUUGCAGGUAGGGUUCUUUCACAGUCUACUCCUGGGACUCCGUCAAAGACCAUAACAAUAUCUGAAAGUGGUGUUAUUGGAUCAACUUUAAAUUCUACAACACAGACACCAAAUAAAAUAGCCAUCUCACCUUUGAAAUCGCCAAAUAAGGCAGUGAAAUCAGCUGUGCAGACCAUCACUGUUGGAGGCGUGAGCACAUCACAAUUUAAGACAAUUAUUCCUCUGGCAACUGCUCCCAAUGUCCAGCAGAUUCAAGUGCCUGGAAGCAAGUUUCAUUAUGUCCGACUUGUUACUGCCACAACAGCCAGUAGCUCAACCCAGCCAGUUAGUCAGAAUCCCAGUACAAACACUCAGCCUCUUCAGCAAGCAAAACCAGUGGUUGUUAAUACCACCCCAGUGCGGAUGUCAGUUCCGCUUGUCUCAGCGCAGACUGUCAAACAAGUCGUUCCAAAACCAAUCAAUCCAACUUCCCAAAUAGUCACCACCAGCCAGCCACAGCAGCGGCUCAUCAUGCCUGCCACCCCACUGCCACAGAUCCAGCCAAACCUCACGAACCUGCCACCAGGCACUGUGCUGGCACCGGCUCCGGGAACAGGGAAUGUGGGCUAUGCAGUGCUUCCCGCUCAGUAUGUGACUCAGCUACAGCAGUCUUCCUAUGUGUCUAUAGCAAGCAACUCCAGCUUUACCGGAACACCUGGUAUCCAGACCCAGGCAAGACUUCCAUUCAAUGGCAUAAUCCCAUCAGAGUCUGCCAGUCGGCCCAGAAAGCCCUGUAAUUGUACAAAAUCGCUGUGUUUGAAAUUAUAUUGUGAUUGCUUUGCAAAUGGUGAAUUUUGCAACAACUGCAAUUGUACUAAUUGUUAUAAUAACUUGGAACAUGAAAAUGAAAGGCAAAAAGCAAUAAAGGCAUGCCUUGACAGAAAUCCGGAAGCUUUUAAGCCUAAGAUAGGGAAAGGAAAGGAGGGAGAAUCAGAUCGACGUCACAGCAAAGGAUGUAAUUGCAAACGAUCAGGAUGUCUUAAAAACUACUGUGAAUGCUAUGAGGCAAAAAUAAUGUGUUCCUCAAUAUGCAAAUGUAUUGGCUGUAAGAAUUUUGAAGAAAGCCCAGAAAGAAAGACAUUGAUGCACUUGGCAGAUGCAGCCGAAGUAAGGGUACAGCAACAAACAGCAGCAAAGACUAAGUUAUCCUCUCAAAUUUCGGACUUGCUUACUAGGCCAACACCAGCUUUGAAUAGCGGAGGAGGAAAAUUGCCAUUUACGUUUGUCACUAAGGAAGUAGCUGAAGCUACGUGUAACUGCCUUCUUGCCCAGGCAGAGCAGGCAGACAAGAAGGGAAAAUCAAAGGCAGCAGCUGAACGGAUGAUACUUGAGGAAUUCGGGCGAUGUCUGAUGAGCGUCAUCAGCUCUGCAGGAAAAGCAAAAAGUGACCCUUGUGCCAUGAAUUGCUAACUUUUGCACAAAAGACUGAUAAAUGGAACUAACUGUACAGAAAAUGGAAGGUGCGGGGACACUUGAUUUUCUGGAAGAUAGUUUAACAGUUAUUGUAUUGUUAUUCAGUCAUUGUGAGACCUGAAAUUGUAAUAUUGAAAGAGAAGAAAUUUUAAACAAGGAACUUAGUACAUUUUAAAUCUUAGUUAAAUCUGCUUAUGCCCCUUCUAAAUUGAAUUUUCCUUUAUUGUAUUAUAUAGAUUUUUAAUUUGCUUGGGUUUCUUAAGAACUAGAUGUUCUAUCCUUCUGAUUCUAUUAAGAACAUUUAUAAAUUACUAUUAUAUAAUUUAUAAUGAUGUAUGGCGUUGUAUGACUUUGUUCCCGUAGAAAAAGGCAAAGAAGCACUGGUUUUACCCAGUCAUUCUUUGGUACUACAUCUAGAAUAUAAGCAGAAUGUCUACAUAAACAAAUUCUUAGGAAACAUAUUCAAAUGACAUUUUGUGUUUAGAAAAGCACUAUCUUUUUAAGAAAAAUCAACUUUUUAGGGUGGAUUCUGGAAUAAUAUCCUGUUGUCACUGGGAAUUGUCAGAAUGGGAAGUAAUCCAUAGGUACAUUUUUAAAAGAAAAAAUUAUUUUGUUUUUUUAAAAAACAUGUAAAGUGUUAAGGGACAGAAAUUACUUCUCAAAGGAUGGACAAUUUGUUUCUAUAAUAAGGAGUGACUAAGAAAUACUCUGGGAUGUUUCCAUUUUCUUUCAAGGAGGCGGUAUGUAUUUGAAAUAAUAAAUUGUCAGUGAUUAAGGGGUACUAUUAAAAUGAGCGGUGCGUUUGAAUAGAAGUAAAUACACUAUUAUGUAGUGAUACAAUAGAACCUUACAUAAUUAUCAGGUAUAAAAUUUGGCUUGGAUGGAGACAUAAAGGAUAUUGAAGCUCUAAGAGAUGAAUUUAGAGAAGGAUUUUUCAUCCAUACAAACAGUUCUCUUUGUAGAGUUCUGAACUAAGAGGUUUCAAAACAGUCUACGACUCUUACUUGAUUUACUGAAAGGGGCCUCCUAUCAAAGCUUUCAAAAUGGUAGUGGGAUUUCUUUUUAUAAGGGAAGCUUAAUAUAGCAUUAUUUUUAGCCAGUGAUUUGGUAAGCUAAAGGUAUGAGUGUUUUCAUAUAAUUACUAAAAUAACCUAAGUCAUUUUCAGUAAUUCAGAAUUCAAAAGCUUUAUGAAUUUAAGAGCCUGUUAUAAUAGGACUCUGGAUUUUAUGAUGAGAAAAAACCAUGUUGGAAUUCAGGCAUUUUAUUAGGUACCUUAAUCCUCAGUAAUUAGUAGUAUAUGAUUAUUACAUUUCCUACAAGGACUCUAUAGUUGUAUGUAUUAAGUGUGUAUAUAUGUUCAUAUGAACAUGCAAGAUAUAGGCAGUAGAAAUUAAUCCAAAAGAAGGUUCCGUUAUUCAUUAUCUUCCUUUUGAAAUCUGGAUUUACAAAAUUAUAGUGCAGUAACUUUAAAUGUAGAUAGUGCAAACAUUCUUAGCACCUCAAUCUAGUAUGUUUAAUUAAAAUUUGUAAAAAUGUAAAUUAGUGUAAGAGGAUAAAAUAAUAUCUAAUCAAGUUAUUUUUCAAAAGAUUACAAUACCUUUUUGGUCUAAACCUAAACUUUGUUCAUUUUGUACAUAUUCUGUGUUUAAUUCUAAUUGCACCUUUGUGAUGUGUAUUUAUAUACAGUGUGCAUAAAAUGUUUGUGAAAUUUGGAUUACAAUUGUAGAUUAUGUAUGACGGCAUUGCUUGAGAAUGUUUUGCUUGUAAAAAUUUGAAGGUGCAAUCAAAUGCUACUAGUUUUUCUGAUUUUCAAGAAGCUAUCUAAAGUAUUAA